AUGGACAAAGCCUGUUUACCCAUCUCUCGUGAACAAAUUUGGCCUAAUAUCAUUUUCCUAGAGUCCUAUGCCAUCAUGCCCCCUCUGGAGCAGUUCAUGGAGGUGUCAUUUGAGGAGCAGAGGAAUCUGUUGUACAGGGACAUGGAGCGAGAGGAUAUUGUGAUAGGCAGGAUCRACUCCAUCAGGGAUUUUGGCUUCUUUGUAACACUGAUCUGCAUGGCAGGUGGACUAGAGAGAGACAUAGAGGAUCUGGAGCUCACGGCCCUGUGUCCCCUUAGAGAUGUACCUUCUAAUGGCAAUCAUGACGAUCCGCUAUYGUACUAUCAGAUUAACGAUUUAAUAAGAGCUGGAGUGAAGGAUAUUGACCGAUACCAUGAGAAGAUAACCAUUUCACUUCAGCCCACCUCCCGUGCCCCAAACCUGAUGAGCCUAAAGCUCGGAGUGUUUAGUAGAGAUUAUCUUCCACUUCAAUACAGUUGCAGUGUGAGGGUUGCCAAUGACAACACUGAAACCUAUGAGAGGGUUUUAGAGGAUACUAUUGGAUACUCCAACCCAUCUAAUGUGGAGUAUCUCCUGGGGAAGAUUGGGAUCAGUGACACACAGCCUCCCUCACUCAUGAGAGGGCUACAGAGCAAACAUUUCCUUGAGGAGGACUUUGCCACAAUUAUCCGAAAGAAGCAGUCUGCGUCCUGGACUCUUAAAUGUGUGAGGGUUGGUGUGGACCACUUCAAAUCUGGUCGCCACGUUGAAGCAAUGAAUGAAUAUAAUAAGGCCUUAAAUAUUGACACUAACAAUGUGGAAGCCCUUGUGGCACGUGGUGCACUUUAUGCCAACAAAGGGAGUUUGCUAAAGGCAAUAACAGACUUUGAGCUGGCAUUGGAAAGCUGCCCAACCCACAGAAAUGCUAAGAAAUACCUAGGUGGCCAGCGAGGUGGCCAACUGGAGAAGGAACAAAAGUUAGUUACAGCUGAGGGCCUCUACAGAAAAGCUCUGGCCUUAGAAGACUCCUUCCCGGAUGCCAAGGAAGCAUUGAGAAAAAUAGAGCUACUUAUCCAGAAAUCCCUCAAACUGAGAGAAGAGGCAGCAGCAAAGGAAGCGGAAAAAGCUAAGAAUGUGGAGACGAGUGCAGAAAAAUUGCGUAAGAUCUUAAAAKAAGAAAAAAGAAUGAAAAAGAAACGGAAGAUAUCUUCCUCUUUAUCAACGUCAUUGUCUUCCACCUCUUCGUCCGACCACUCCUCCUCAUGGUGCAGGAAGUCAAAGACAAAAAAGAGRAAACACAGACGGUCAUCUCGAGGGGAGAAGCGGAAGGUUUUAUCCAGGGACGACAGGAGUGUGUCUGAGGAAUGGUACCCUGCCCCACCCAACACCACCACCACCACCUCCUUCCUGGAUCAGAAAUGUAGCUUGGUCAGGCUUUUUGAGGGGCCAGAGAGGACUGAAGAGCAUAGUCAGCCCCACAGCAAAGGCAGGCACCGCUCACAUCACUCUUUAUCAUUAGUGUCCACAGAUGCUCCGGACAACAGCAGAGGUAGGUUUGAAGAUGACCCUGUUGACAGCUCUCCUCAGCGAGCUGAGAGCAGCAAGGGGAAAGGURUCCGUGAUGACAAGACCAGUGAUGAGGAGGUGAAUGAGAGGGAAGCCUCCAGGGUGCAUUGGAAGAGCCAGGGCCAGGAGGAUCAAAGUAUCCCACAAGAAGUUCUCAGCUCAUCGGAGAAAGCCAAACACAGAAGAAUGUCCUCAUCUGCCAGCUCAGAGCAUUCCUGCAAAUCUGACCGGUACGCCAACGACCUCACGUCACAGUCCCACAUAUCGAGUUACAGACGAUCAGAUAGUGGGAGGUAUGGUAGCACAGAACAAGGAGAUGUAAAAAACAAGGCCACCCGAAGGUCUGAUGGCAGGGAUAACAGGUAUUCCACUGAUGCCUCUCUGAAUGGUAAGGGAUCUGCAGGAGGAAAUAGAGCUGUCAACUAAUCUCCUAGAUAUCUUCAGCCAAAUAGCUCAGUUUGAGAAGGAGAAAUACUUCAAGCUGAAAAAGUGAAUUCAGCUUUUCCGAGAUGCUUUAACCAUCUUAUUUCAUAACUAUGAACAAAUCAACUAUUGCUAUUAUAGUGUUGGACAAAUUUCUAGUGUCCAAUGCUGUCAAUUUUGCAUUGGUGAUAUCAAAAAAUGUGCUCUGAAAUGUUUACUGUUUUUGUGAUAAUUACACUGCCUUAAUAUCAUAUCAGAUUGUAUUUUCUGUGAAAGGACAUGCUUUUUACGUGCCAGAAAGCAAAUGAAAGACCUGUUAAGAUAUUUGCUGUCGGCAUGCAGUUUGAAAAUGAUUUUGCUUCAAUUAAAGGUAGACUCUGUGAAAUUACAUUGUUAGGAGCAGAUAUUGCGAUAGUCUACCUUUAACUMAUUUUCCUCCUAAGUACAAUAAACUCUGUAUUAGUAUCAGGAAACUCACAAAUUAGAAUAAA
This is a messenger RNA of Salvelinus sp. IW2-2015, 2459 nucleotides long. NCBI's taxonomy places the organism in Eukaryota, Metazoa, Chordata, Actinopteri, Salmoniformes, Salmonidae. The record is from RefSeq and is a predicted model, not a curated record.